AUGGCCCCCGUGUCCAGCAAGAAGCAGCAGUCCUUGACGUCCUUCUUCACCCCAAAGACCGUCAACGGACUGGCCGCUUCCUUUGAGAAGCAGAGCCGCGCAUCCGCCUCGCCCAGCGACGACGCCUCGUCCCGGAAACGACCGCUCGACGACGUCGCAGACGAGCCAAAGGGCAGACCCGACCGCACGUCCAAGAAGGCCAGGUCCUCGCCUGCAGAAGCCCAAGCACAAGACGGCGACGUCGCUGCACCACCCUCACCCCCCGCCGCGCCACCAGCACGCGCCGACCGCUACAUCUACGACGCAGCAAGCUCGGCCACCAACCAUGACUCCCAUCAGGCUCAGCCAGAAGAUGUCCCGGCCGGCGAGGACGAUGGAGACGCCGAAGCAGAUGACGACGAGUCUCCGGCACCCGCCAAGUUAAAGAAAAAGUCGUCCAAAUCGGGCAAGCUGACGCCAAUGGAGACGCAGUUCCUCGAAAUCAAGAGAAAGCAUAUGGACACUGUCCUCAUCGUCGAGGUCGGCUACAAGUUCCGCUUCUUUGGCGAAGACGCCCGAAUCGCCGCAAAGGAGCUGAGCAUUGUGUGCAUCCCAGGCAAGAUGCGAUAUGACGAGCAUCCGUCGGAAGCUCACCUGGACCGCUUCGCCUCCGCAAGCAUCCCCGUACACAGGCUAUCCGUCCACGCCAAGCGGCUCGUUGCGGCCGGGCAUAAAGUCGGAGUCGUCCGCCAGAUUGAGACAGCCGCCCUCAAAAAGGCGGGCGACAACCGCAAUACACCCUUUGUCAGGAAGCUCACCAGCCUCUACACCAAAGGCACCUACAUCGACGAGAACGGCGAGCUGGACCAGCAGACCGAGGGCGCACCCUCGGGCGGUUAUCUGCUGUCCAUUACCGAGACCAAGUCCAAGGGCUCGGGGACGGACGAAAAGGUCGACGUGGGCAUCCUCGCCGUCCAGCCGGCCACGGGAGACAUCAUCUACGACAACUUUGAAGACGGCUUCAUGCGGAGCGAGAUUGAGACGAGGCUGCUGCACAUAUCGCCCUGCGAGUUCCUCAUCGUGGGCGAGCUCACAAAGGGCACCGAAAAGCUGGUCCAGCACCUGUCUGGGAGCAGCACCAACGUCUUUGGCGACCGCAGUCGCGUCGAGCGCGUGCCCAGGAGCCAGACCAUGGCCGCCGAGGCCUCGUCGCACGUUGCGCAGUUCUAUGCCGACGGGCUCAAGGACGCCUCCGAGGACCGCCCCACGGCCGCUCUCCUCGAAAAGGUGCUGAAGCUGCCCGAGCCCGUCACGGUGUGCCUCUCCGCCAUGAUCAACCACCUCAAGGAGUACGGGCUCGAGCACAUCUUCAACCUGACCAAGUACUUUCAAAACUUCAGCACGCGCUCCCACAUGCUCAUCAACGGCACCACGCUCGAGAGCCUCGAGGUGUACCGCAACUCGACCGACCGUUCCGAGAGGGGCAGCCUCUUCUGGGCCCUCGACAAGACGCUCACCCGCUUCGGCCAGCGGCUCCUGCGCAAGUGGGUCGGCCGCCCGCUGCUCGACCAGGACCGCCUCGAGGAGAGGAUGGCGGCGGUGCAGGAGCUUCUCGACAAGCAGUCGACGGCGCCCCUCAACGAGCUGGAGAAGCUACUCUCGUCGGUCAAGAUUGACCUUGAGCGCAGCCUGAUCCGCAUCUACUACGGCAAGUGCACGAGGCCCGAGCUCCUCUCGGCCCUCCAGACUCUGCAGAGGAUCGCGACCUACUACUCGGCGCAGAGGUCGUCGUCGGCGGCCGCCCCGUUUUCGGCCGCCCUGCUGGCAUCGGCCACCGGCACCCUGCCCCAGAUCCUCGAUGCCGUCGUCUCCUACCUCGAGCGCAUAAACCUCCAGGCAGCCCGCAAGGACGACAAGUACGGCUUCUUCCGCGACGACUUCCAGACCGAGGACAUCCAGGACCACCAGCUCGGCAUCGCUCACGUGGAGCACGAGCUCGACGCCCACCGCGCCGUCGCCGCCGACAAGAUCAAAAAGAACAAGGUCGAGUACGUCACCGUCGCCGGCAUAGAGUACCUCAUAGAGGUGCCCAAUUCCGAAAUCAAAAACGUGCCCGCCUCGUGGAGCAAGAUAUCCGGCACCAAGAAGCUCUCGCGCUUCCACACCCCCGAGGUCCUCGGCCUCAUCGCCGAGCGCGACCAACAUCGAGAGGCCCUCGCUGCCGCCUGCGACAAGGCCUUCAAGGACCUCCUCGCCGAAAUCUCCGCCGACUACCAGCCCCUCCGCGACGCCGUCGCGGCCCUGGCCACCCUCGACUGCCUCCUGUCCCUGUCCAAGGUUGCCGCCCAGCCCGGCUACAGCAGGCCGACAUUUUUGCCGUCGUCGUCGGAGCCCUCCAUCUCCAUCUCCCAGGGCCGCCACCCCAUCGCCGAGCACACCCUCGAGGCCGGCUACAUCCCCUUCACCACGGCGCUCGCCCACCCCUCCCCGCUAGCCUACCUCAUCACCGGGCCCAACAUGGGUGGCAAGUCGUCCUUUGUCCGCGCCCUGGCCCUCAUCGUCCUCCUCGCCCAGAUCGGCUCCUUCGUCCCCGCAGACUCCCUCUCCCUCACCCUCUGCGACGCCAUCCACACCCGCACCGGCGCCCAGGACAACCUCUUUGCCGGCGAGUCCACCUUCAUGGUCGAGGUCUCGGAGACGGCUCGCAUCCUGCGCUCCGCCACCCCGCGCAGCCUCGUCAUCCUCGACGAGCUCGGCCGCGGCACCAGCACCCACGACGGCGCCGCCAUUGCCCAUGCCGUCCUGCAGCACAUAGUCACCGAGACGCGCUGCCUUACCCUCUUCAUCACCCACUACCAGAACCUGGCCCGUGUCGUCGACGGCCUCGACGGCGUCAAGAACGUACACAUGAAGUUCCGGGCCGACGACGGCGCCGACGGCGAGGAGAUCACUUUUCUCUACGAAGUGGGCGAAGGCGUCGCUCACCGGUCCUAUGGCCUCAACGUUGCCCGCUUGGCGCGUAUUCCCAAAAAGGUACUCGAUGUGGCCGCCGGCAAGUCGGCUGACCUGGAGCUGGAGGUCAGGACGCGCCGACUCAGGGGGGCAUGUCGCACAUUGAACGACAUCAUUACGGGCGAUGCUUCGGAACAGCUGCCGCAGCUUAUGGCCAGCAUCGCGCAGCUGUAA
This is a messenger RNA of Hirsutella rhossiliensis, 3165 nucleotides long. RefSeq names its product mutS family protein. The transcript has 3 exons. Bases 1 to 3165 code for a protein of 1054 amino acids. Gene Ontology annotation, biological process: mitotic recombination; mismatch repair. Lineage: Eukaryota; Fungi; Ascomycota; Sordariomycetes; Hypocreales; Ophiocordycipitaceae. Gene Ontology annotation, molecular function: mismatched DNA binding; ATP binding; ATP-dependent DNA damage sensor activity. The record is from RefSeq and is a predicted model, not a curated record. Gene Ontology annotation, cellular component: nucleus.